AUGUCUUCCGCCUUCCUCGCCUCUGCAACCCUUGCCGGUGUUGCCUCACACCUCUUCUUCUUCAAGCACGGCGAGCGUCACCUCUACCCAUUUCGCUACCUGCAAUCUUUCCUCCUCGCAUGCAUCACCAUCACUGUUGCGCAGAGAUAUCAUGCUGAGCUUCCGGUGUCGACUGCCGUGACAAACACUGCCAAAUAUGCCUCGCUGUAUCUGUUCGGCCUCUAUGGCAGUUUGGUCGCCUAUCGCCUAUUCUUCAAUCCCCUGAACAAAAUUUCCGGGCCGUACUGGUCGCGUUUGUCCAAGUUCGACUUCGUAUCACGCGCCGCCCCAAGACUGAACUCUCAGCAAGUCUUGCUUGACCUGCAUCAACAGUACGGACAUUUCCUUCGCAUAGGACCCAACGACGUCUCGAUUACGCACCCCGAUGGUGUCGAUGCUGUGCUCGGCAACAAAUCCAAAUGCAACAAGGCCCCGUGGUACGAUUUGGACUAUCCGCUCAUGUCGAUGCACACGUCGCGAGAUCGGGCAAUUCAUGACCGCCGUCGCCGGAUCUGGAGCCCGGCGUUCAGUGAUCGCGCGCUGCGUGGGUAUGAGCAACGAAUUCGCGGAUACAAUGACCUUCUGAUCAAGAAGUUGGACGAGUCCAAUGGACAGCCGUUGGACAUGGCGCAGUGGUUCAACUGGUACUCAUUCGACGUCAUGGGUGAACUGGGAUUCGGGGCAUCAUUCGAUAUGCUCUCAUCCGGCGAAACACACUGGGCUAUCAAGAUCCUCAAUGCAGGAAUGGAUCCUAUCGGGUUGUGUUUGCCACCCUGGCUGCUCAGAGUGCUCAUUGCUAUCCCCGGACUGAGUGGCGACUGGUGGAAAUUCAACGACUUUGCCGCGAGCCAGCUUGACAAGCGGAUCAGUGUCCAGGGCAAGAACGAAAAUCCCGACGUCACGCACUUUUUACUCGAGCCAUAUCUUAAGAAUGACCAGAUGACACAAAAGGCGCAAUUACCUCUUCUGCAAGCCGAUACGAAAUUGAUCAUCGUGGCGGGAAGUGAUACGACAGCGGCGACGAUCGUGCAUUUGUUUUACCAUAUCGCUGCUGAGCCGGGGUUGCUUGGAAGAUUACGUGAGGAGAUUGAUUCUCUGGUUCCACUGGGCAAGGGGAUCGAGCACCAACGAAUUCAAGAUGCCACGGUGUUGAACGGCGCGAUCAAUGAGACCUUACGACUUCAUCCGCCGGUGCCGAGCGGUGGGUUUAGAAAGACUCCUGUUGAGGGGGUUGAGAUUGGCGGCGUGUACAUCCCCGGGAACACUGUGGUGCAGAUUCCUUAUGGGCCUAUGGGGCGAGACCCUUCGAUCUGGCCGUCCCCUGAAGCAUUCUUGCCUGAGAGGUACAGCAGCCGGCGGGACCUGAUGCCGUAUCCUGGUGCGUUUGCGCCGUUCUCGAUUGGGCCGUACGGUUGUAUUGGGAAGAAUUUGGCGUACUUGGAGAUCAGGAUGCUUGCGGCGCAGAUUGUGAGGUUGUUUGAUGUCAGGCUUGCGGACGGGGAGACUGGGGAGGAGUUGCUGAGUGGGAGUAAGGACCACUUCACUGUUGGGUUGGGAGCGUUGAGGAUGUGCUUUGAACGGAGGAAGUGA
This is a messenger RNA of Exophiala viscosa, 1629 nucleotides long. RefSeq names its product putative P450 monooxygenase. Gene Ontology annotation, molecular function: iron ion binding; monooxygenase activity; oxidoreductase activity, acting on paired donors, with incorporation or reduction of molecular oxygen. The transcript has a single exon. Lineage: Eukaryota; Fungi; Ascomycota; Eurotiomycetes; Chaetothyriales; Herpotrichiellaceae. The record is from RefSeq and is a predicted model, not a curated record. The coding region runs from base 1 to 1629 and encodes 542 amino acids.